AUGGCUCCACCAGCUGCAGUCCCUGACAAAAGCAAGAGAAAGAGGGACUACAGCAAUGUGGGGUCAGCCCAGGAGACCUCUAGGGAGAACCUCGCAUCCUUUAUCCGCAAGUACACAAUGGGAGACCUGCUUGGUAAAGGAGGGUGUGGAUGCGUUUGUGAAGGAACCAGAAAUUCUGACGGAUUACAAGUUGCCAUCAAGCUCAUCCCCAAGGAGAAUGCAAUGGGUUAUAUAACUGUGCCUGACACCGGUGAACAGCUCCCUCUGGAGGUGGCCCUCAUGACCAUAGUGUCCAGGCCACCAGAGUGCCCUAACAUCCUCAAGCUCGUGGAAUGGUUUGCGUUGCCCACCAUGUUCAUUCUCAUCCUGGAGCGCCCCAUGCCCUGCAUGGAUUUAUACGAGUACUGCGAGACUUUGGGAGGUCGGCUCACUGAAAGCCAGGGGAAGCACAUCAUCCGCCAGGUGGUCCUUGCUUUGAAACACUGCCGUGACCGCAGCGUUUUACACCGUGACGUAAAGCAAGAAAACAUCCUGGUCAACACCGAUGAUGUGACGGUCAAGCUCAUUGACAUUGGCUGUGGGGAGCUGUUGAAAGAGGGCCCCUACAACGCCUUUGCUGGCACGGAGGCGUUUAGCCCACCCGAGUGGUGGCUGCAUAACAGCUACCAGGGCCGUCCGGCCACCGUCUGGUCCCUGGGUGUGCUGCUCUAUGUCCUCCUCUGUGGGGAGCUGCCAUUUGUGGACGACGUUGAGAUCGUCACCAGACGACUGCGUUGCAGGAGGGGUCUAUCCAGUGUGAGUGACAGGGAAGGAGGUUGCUUAAGGAACAGCAUCAAAGCCUCAGAACAUCUGGACAAGGAAAGCCAUGGGAAAUACCAUCUCCACAAGAACCGCAAGGAGGUGUAUUAG
Molecule: messenger RNA, 909 nt
Organism: Sardina pilchardus (European sardine)
Lineage: Eukaryota; Metazoa; Chordata; Actinopteri; Clupeiformes; Clupeidae
Product: serine/threonine-protein kinase pim-2-like
Exons: 6
Coding region: 1-909 (302 amino acids)
Biological process (GO): regulation of mitotic cell cycle; negative regulation of apoptotic process; protein autophosphorylation
Cellular component (GO): cytoplasm
Molecular function (GO): protein serine/threonine kinase activity; ATP binding
Source: RefSeq, a predicted model, not a curated record